Molecule: messenger RNA, 1020 nt
Organism: Caenorhabditis elegans
Lineage: Eukaryota; Metazoa; Nematoda; Chromadorea; Rhabditida; Rhabditidae
Gene: sru-4
Product: Serpentine Receptor, class U
Exons: 4
Coding region: 1-1020 (339 amino acids)
Source: RefSeq, marked reviewed
AUGGAAUCAUUUAACGUAUCACUUUUGGCUGGCACAAUUCAUUUUAAUCAAUCAUACAUUGAUUAUCAAUACCAAUGGUUUCAAUUUUCCACAUUUCUUGCAAUUGUUCCUUGGAUUUAUAUGAUUCCAAGUUUUUUUGUCAUAUGUUACAUUUUUAAAAUCUAUUUGACUUCUAACUGGAAGAAAUCGGAACCUGGGAAAAAUCAACAUGUUUUUCUUGUUAUCUCUUUAUCACAAUUCACGUGUUUCCUUUUAUUUUUGACGGAUUUUCUGAUGACAAGGCUUCCGUCUACAGGAAUAUUUACUUCUUUUUGUGCAAGUAUUCCACCAAAUCAUUAUUUGAAAAUAAUAUUGGUUUCUGCACUAUAUUUCAAUUAUUUGGCUAUGUCUUUUCCAUUUUUGUUACCUGUAAUAAGAUUAAUUAUUGUAAUUUGUCCAAAAUCUCAUUCAAAAAUAAACACCAAUAUUGUCAAAUUUGCGAUUCCAAUUAUUCUAUGCUUUCCUUUAUGCUUCACUUUUUAUUUUAUUCCAGCCCUGGGAGUAUGCAAACAAUUUGCAACUCCAUAUCCAUUUGGAUCGGUUUGGAUUUACUACAUAAAAUCUGCUUUUGGGCUUAGAAACUCAUUUUUUCAUUUAUAUAAUAUAGUAUUUUGGAUGAUUGCUUCUAUUAUAGCUAAUGGUUUACUAUUUUUUAAAGUUGCUCAAGCUAGAGCGAAAUUGAUAAGUGCACAAAGUGGAGCAUCAAAGAAAACUCAUACAUCUAUAACAAUGACUACGCUUGCAAUGAUAAUAUUUUAUCUGACAAACGGUGCAUUUUUGCUAGUUUACAUCUUCUCUUACGGAACAAGUGUGUAUAUUUCUUAUUCCGAAAUCAUUAGGUCAUUCGGAAAUGAUUUACAAUUUUGUGUGGUCACGUGGGCAUUUUAUUUGACACAUCCAUCAUUUCGAAAUAAUCAAUCUGUGAACUCCAAUAAGAUUUUUUCAACAAGUUCAUUCAGGAUAAGAACAAAUUUUUUUUAG